Messenger RNA from Cotesia glomerata, 1698 nucleotides. Its product is annotated as Krueppel-like factor 16. Gene Ontology annotation, biological process: regulation of transcription by RNA polymerase II. Gene Ontology annotation, molecular function: DNA-binding transcription factor activity, RNA polymerase II-specific; RNA polymerase II cis-regulatory region sequence-specific DNA binding. The transcript is spliced from 3 exons. The coding region runs from base 591 to 1490 and encodes 299 amino acids. The record is from RefSeq and is a predicted model, not a curated record. Lineage: Eukaryota; Metazoa; Arthropoda; Insecta; Hymenoptera; Braconidae.
CUGUUGUGCUUAGAAACAAACUCUUUAUACUUAAUUCUUCCAUCAUUAGUCACACAAGAGAACCCAAGAGCACGGGGUCGCGAUCCGUCGGACCUCAUCUACAUCGUUACACUCUUUCAUAUUCAUCCGCGACUCACGAUAAUCCAUUAGCUAUUCGUUAAAUUAAUGUACUCUACUCGAAAAAUAAAAUAAACUAAAACAAUCACAAGAUCAAUGGGAUAAAUUAAUACGUAAUACAUAAAUAAAUUAUCAAGCGUAUCAGCGACACAAGAAGACUAAAAUUUUUUUGAUAAUAAAAUUAACUAAAAAAUUUUAUCGAAAUACUAUAGACUGUAAGUUAAACUAGUGAGCGGUGGUUUGUGGUGGGUCUUUGUCUCUCAUGAAUCAACGUCGAUGUGAUCGGUACGCGGGCAUCAAUUACGAAGAUGCUCGCCGAGGUAUUUAUUUAUUAUCAUCAUCGGGCGCGAAGCCCGCAAUCUUAACAUCGAUCGACGGAUUGAUUAGACGGACCCCCUAAGUCACGUUAACUUCCUAAAAAAUUAAACAAGUAUUAAGUAUUAAGCACAAGAGCAGCUUAUGGCAGCGUUUAUAUGACAGAUGAAUUACUUUUCUCGGUGCUGGGAUUAAAGAUGGAUGAGACGGGAGAAAUAGCGCCCACGACGCUACCCUGCGACUACGAAAUCCCUUGUAGUCUUGAAAACCCGGAGUUCGUAGAGUUGAGCAACUUUACAAGUCCAGUUAGUGACAAUUUUGAGCACUAUACGGACUUGAACCCAAGCAGCUAUCCGACAGAAGUGACCUGGAGUGACUAUAAUCCUAAUGUCUCGGAGGCUUCGCCGUGUCUCAGUGAGCUGAGUGAGCUGGACUGUGAGCUUGACUGGUGCCUCGACAAGUACUGGGACUCGGGGCUGCCUGACAGGACUCCAAUGUGUACGCCAGGAUGCGAGAGAUUUCUACACUUGCCGCCUCCGAAAGCUGCCGCUGAAGUGCCCACCUUUCAACACGACGAGCCUCUUCUUGUGCUGGGGAUUGAUCUCAGAUCUCUGGAAAACAGCAUGGAUUUUAAUAACAAUUCGUUUGAAAGCAACGCGAUGUACUCCGCGUCAGCUGAUGCAGCUUUGGCGACUCAUGAUUACACGAAUCGUAAUCUGGAGAAUAAUGACGAUCGUUGCUUUCCAUGUACUUAUCAAGGAUGUUUGAAAGUUUACGCCAAAGCUUCUCAUCUAAAAGCUCACUUGAGACGUCACACAGGCGAGAAACCAUUUGCCUGUACCUGGGCAGGAUGCGGCUGGCGAUUCAGUAGAUCAGACGAGUUAGCUCGUCACCGAAGAUCUCAUUCAGGCGUCAAGCCGUACCCUUGUGAGAUGUGCUCCAAGAGAUUCGCCAGAAGCGAUCACUUGGCCAAGCACCGAAAAGUCCACCGGAAAAAUGCCUACGCUUUUCCUGGCGGCAGAGGUUACCGAGGGAACAAAGUUAACGUCCAAGCAUGAUCUGAAUCUCCAAAAACACUACGAUUUUCGAUAUAAUUUUCAUUGAUAAAAAAUCAAUAACACUGAUAAAUAAUAAGAAACUAUUUUAUAAAUAAAAAUAAAAGUAGAUUAAGUUUUAAACGUUUUGCAACUAAUCGACAGCUGAUUUUGUUUAAAUAAUUCAGUUUUAGUUAUUAAUUAAUAACUAAUUAAUUAUAAUUAAUUACUU